UAGUUAAUCCAUUCUUUGAAUUCAAACCUUCUUCACUUCUUCCACACAAUCAUGAAUCAGAAAUGCUUCUGAGAUCCAUCGAUGGAGAGGGAGGAGGAGGAGGAGGAGCCUAACCUUCUGCCCCAACCUGUAUCCUCAUCCACCACAACCGAUCUUCACCGUUCCUUCACUUCAACCGCUUCUUCUUCUUCUUCUUCCUUCUCAUCGUCUUCCCAGCGGGUUUUACUUCGCCAAGUACAAGCCGCCUUCAAGCGUCACCGUCCUCUAGGAACAAAGCCAAUAACAGUUAUAAGGCCUAGGCGUUCAGUGGUUCGGCAUAGAGAAGUAUCAAAGAGUUCUGUAUCAGAUGUUGAUGUUGGUAUGAAGUCCAAGGCAACGGAAACUGAUGAACAAGCAUCAACUAUUGUGGAUGAAAAUCAAGAAGGUCCAUCAGUCACACCACUUUCCUCUACUGGUACAAUGACAAAUACAUAUGAUAAUGGUUUCAGUGUUCACAAUGCUAAGGAAGACCUUCAUAGAUUAGUAGCUGGGAGUAAGAAAAAUGAUGAACAUUCAAAUGUAACUUUAGAAUCUCAAGAUGUCCCACUGGUUGAUUGUGUAAGAAAAGUUAAGUUUUCUUUGGGAAACACUUCCAGACCCCAUGGGGCUGUAACUGCUAUCAGCCAUAACUUGAAGCACCAGAAUCUCACAAACCAGGACAAGGAUAGUAAGGUCAAUUCUUUGUUGCUUGCAAAAGGUACAACAGAACUUCAGGACGAGCUGUACCAGUUCAGAGAUUUACUGCCUGUUGACCUUAGCCACCCUCAGUCAUCAAUUAUUGGGUUAUCUAGUGCAACCACAACAUUCAAUUCAACUUCUGCUCCUUUGCUUAAAUCCACAACUGCCCAUCCCUGUUCUCAGGUGAAUAUUGGGCCUAGCGCCGAUACAGAAUCUAACAAAGAGUGCAUAACAACUUCCGAACCCAUUUGCCAAGGGAAAAGCAGGAUGACUGUGGACCUAAUGAAUGAAGCCCAAUAUGUCAACUCCAGAGCAGGUCAGAUGGAAGCUAAAGAAUAUGAAAUGGGUAAACAGCAAAAAUGCAGAAUGUUGAAAAAAAGUGACAUUUCAAAAAAUCCUUCCCCUGAUAACAAACUGAACCGAUUACAUGAACUUGAUGAUGGCAUACAUUCUCAGGAUGUAUUACCCAAGAGGUCAACUUCUGAUUUGUUGAUUGAAUCUUCAAAAUCUGAAAAACAAGAUAAGGGUCCAAGUAGUAAAGCAGCAGCUGGAUCUCAUAAAAAAGGUUAUGCUCCUGAUUUGGAUUUCAAGGUUAAUGGAAAGCUUUACCAAAGACUUGGCAAAAUUGGGAGUGGUGGAAGCAGUGAAGUCUACAAAGUUAUUUCAACUGAUUGCACAAUCUAUGCUCUAAAGAAAAUCAAACUCAAGGGUCGUGACUAUGCUACUGCUUACGGAUUUUGCCAAGAGAUUGAGUAUCUAAACAAAUUGAAGGGAAAGAAUAAUAUCAUUCAACUCAUUGAUUACGAGGUGACAGAUAAAGCUUUGUUCCAUGAAGUUGUGAGUGGUUCAAUGAACAAGGAUGGCAGAGUAAAAAAAGACAGUUACAUAUAUAUGGUGCUUGAGUAUGGAGAAAUUGACCUGGCCAAAAUGCUUUCCCUGAAAUGGAGGGAAAUAGAUGGCACCAAUUCAACAAUAGAUGAAAAUUGGCUUCGGUUCUACUGGCAGCAAAUACUGCAAGCUGUCAACACAAUACACGAAGAACGUAUUGUACAUUCAGACUUAAAGCCAGCUAAUUUUCUUCUUGUUAAAGGUUCACUGAAACUAAUUGACUUUGGUAUUGCUAAAGCUAUCAUGAGCGAUACAACAAACAUUCAACGGGAUUCACAGAUGGGUACAUUAAGUUACAUGUCACCAGAAGCAUACAUGUGCAAUGAGACAGAUGCAAAAGGAAACAUAAUAAAGUGUGGGCGUCCAUCAGACAUCUGGUCACUUGGUUGCAUCCUUUACCAAAUGGUGUAUGGAAGAACCCCAUUUUCAGAAUCAAAGACAUUCUGGGCCAAGUUCAAAGUUAUAACAGAUCCAAACCACAAAAUCAAAUAUGAAUCUGUUUCGAAUCCAUGGCUUCUCGACAUUAUGAAGACAUGUUUGGCAUGGGACAGAAAUGACAGGUGGAGAAUACCACAGAUUCUUAAACAUCCUUUUCUAGUCCCUCCUUCACAUAACAACAACACAAAAUUGCUUCAAUCGAUCUCAGAAUCAUGUGGAAAUAAUCCAAGGGUGGUUAGUCUUUCUUGCCAGCUUCGUGAAUUACUUAAUGAUCCUGUGUUUGUUGUUAUGUCUCCGUCGUUGUCUAUGUUAAAAGAUGAAUACCGUUUAUUGCUAGGUAAAAUGUCUAGUAUUUGCAUUCAACUUCAAGAGCAAAUAUAGGCUUAGGGAAAUAUGGCUCA
Messenger RNA from Impatiens glandulifera, 2444 nucleotides. Its product is annotated as serine/threonine-protein kinase MPS1-like. The record is from RefSeq and is a predicted model, not a curated record. Lineage: Eukaryota; Viridiplantae; Streptophyta; Magnoliopsida; Ericales; Balsaminaceae. Gene Ontology annotation, cellular component: nucleus; spindle; kinetochore. The transcript has 6 exons. Gene Ontology annotation, biological process: mitotic spindle assembly checkpoint signaling; meiotic spindle assembly checkpoint signaling; chromosome segregation. Gene Ontology annotation, molecular function: ATP binding; protein serine/threonine kinase activity; protein serine/threonine/tyrosine kinase activity. The coding region runs from base 82 to 2424 and encodes 780 amino acids.